AUGGCCGUGGCUUUGGACGCAGUGUGGUUGAGGGUGAAGAACGUCUGCAAACAGAAUGGGCUCCUCAUCAUGUCGGUGCUGGCGGUCAUCAUUGGGUGUCUUUUGGGAUUCUUCCUGCGUACAAAGCGCCUCACGGAGCAGGAGGUGAAGUACUUCCAGUUUCCCGGAGAGCUGCUGAUGAGGAUGCUGAAGAUGCUGAUUCUGCCGCUUGUCGUGUCCAGUUUGAUGUCGGGACUUGCUGCCCUCGACGCCAAGUGCUCCAGUCGGCUGGGCCUGAUCACAGUGUCUUAUUACCUGUGGACCACCUUUGUGGCCGUGGUGGUGGGGAUCGUCAUGGUCUCCAUCAUCCACCCAGGCGGAGCGGCACAGAAAGAGGACUCUGAGGACAGCGGAAAGCCCAUCAUGAGUUCUGCUGACGCUCUGCUGGACCUUAUUCGAAACAUGUUCCCAUCCAAUCUGGUCCAGGCGACAUUUCAGCAGUAUCGAACAAGUAGCGAGUACAUUGUGAAAACCAAGCCAACGGUGAGCCAGGCCCAAUCAGAUUCCACGACGCGGCGAGCGCUCAUCUAUGGUAUCCAGGACGAUAAUGGGACUGACAUCCAGAACUUUGCCCUUGACCUGACUCCCCCCCCUGAUGUGCUCAUCCGCAUACGAGAAGGAACAAGCGAUGGAAUGAAUGUCCUUGGAAUUGUUAUUUUUUCAGCAACCAUGGGUAUUAUGUUGGGAAGGAUGGGGCCAAAUGGCAGCGCCUUGGUGAACUUCUGCCUGAGCGUGAAUGAGGCCGUCCUUAGAAUUGUUGCCAUAGUUAUAUGGUACUUCCCGUUCGGCAUCGUGUUCCUGGUGGCCGGUAAGAUCCUGGAGAUGAGCGAUCCGUCGGCCAUGGGGAAAAAGCUGGGUUUCUAUGCCGUCACCGUGGUGUUUGGUCUGGUGUUGCACGGCUUGUUCAUCCUGCCUGCCAUGUACUUCUUCAUCACCAAAAAGAGCCCCAUCGUUUACAUACGGGGAAUCCUGCAAGCACUGCUUAUCGCACUGGCAACCUCUUCCAGCUCUGCCACAUUGCCUAUCACCUUCAAGUGCCUCUUAGAGAACAACCACAUUGACCGCCGCAUCAUCCGCUUCGUGCUCCCUGUGGGCGCCACCAUCAACAUGGACGGCACUGCUCUCUACGAGGCCGUGGCAGCAAUAUUCAUCGCACAAGUUAACAAUUAUGAGCUGGACUUUGGCCAGAUCAUCACCAUCAGUAUCACAGCCACAGCAGCCAGUAUUGGUGCCGCAGGGAUCCCACAAGCUGGACUGGUCACCAUGGUGAUAGUGCUAACAUCCGUUGGGUUGCCAACUGACGACAUCACUCUCAUCAUUGCAGUAGACUGGGCAUUAGACAGAUUCCGAACCAUGGUGAAUGUAAUGGGGGACGCUCUGGCCACAGGCAUCAUGGCACACAUCUGCAGGAAAGACUUCAUGAAAGAGGGGGAUGGGGUGCCUCUGAUCUGUGAGCCCAAGCCCGUGUUGAACGCCCCAACUAUGAUGAACUGUCACAACAACAACGGUAACUACCGGCCCCCUUCUUCAGGAGGCAAACACGAGCUCGUACCUUCUGACGUGGCCAGGCUGAUGCAGCUGGAGGAGGGCGUCCGGCCGCCUGCGGAGAGGAAGAAGCCUCCGAUUCCCCCGAGGCACCUGAAGAAGAUCAAAGAGCACUGCACCAUCGACAUUAACGGUCUCGAGACCAAUGUAUAGUUCCUCCUUGAGUUCAUCGGUUUUCUGUGUAGAUUUGCUGAGCAGAACUUUGGAGCAAAGGAUGUCUUUACCGAUGGGAGGACAACGCGGCUUGCAUCUUAUCAUAUUGGGGUGACAAGAUGUCCUGGAAACUAAGAGAUAAGCCUCGUAGUGGGAAAAUUGUAUAGCAGUGAAAUGCUUUCUGUGACUGGACAAGUAGCACACUGACCAUGGAUACCAGAAGGACAACAUGUUUAUGAUUUUAUUCAUAAAACUCGUCCUUGGUGUGGACCUACACCUUAACCCCCAGGACUCUGAUGUCAGGUGUGAGUACUUGCAUUGAUAAACUGAUUUCUAUUUGAUAUUUACAUUUUAUAUAAUUUAUGAUUUUUUUGUUCUGUGUUUAUAAUAUUUUAUACUAGUGCAAGCAACCAGCUGUUUAUGUUAUAUAGGCAGCCUGGUUUCCAACAUCUACGAUCCAAUACAACUAAACUGCAUUGUCAAUUAAGUUUCAAGGUAAAACAGUUUUGUUUUUGACAUGUCACAGAUUACUUUGAAAUCAGUGCGAGAUCCAACUGGGAACACACUACGACUCACGGAUUAAGUACAUUAGAAUGUGGGGGUCAAAGAUAACUGUGACCUCACAUCCAUUUAAUUCUUGUGAUCGCACCCGGUAGGAAUUUCCCAAGAGACAAACCUCCACCUGGACUCAAGAAUGAACUGAUGACAAUUGUGUGUUCAAAGGUAACUGUGACAUUACAAAACAUUCUGGCUAUUCAUACACUGAUCAUGACAGUGUCCCACACAUGUCUAAAAGGAUACAAUUAUAGCCGGAUGACUGAUUGGCAGAAGGCUUACAAGUAGUAAGUAUUGCCACUGAGUAUUUUCUGUUGCCUAAACAUAACCAAUUGUUUUUGUUGCUUUAUUAUUUUUCUCUGAAUUAUUUUAACAUACGUUAAUCUUUGACAGUAAUCCAGAAUUUUCCCUUGAAAGCGAUUGAGAAAGCAGUUGACCUGUAUCAGAAAGUAAUUUGAAGGAGACAGGGUUGCAUAUAAGACACAAGGCAUGAGUGCAACUGUCUGGUUUGAGCUAAAUGAUCAGAUGCCCUGAUUGUUUAGUUUUGCCUUAACAAAGCUGGUGAGGUUGACGGGAUGACCGGGAAGAGAGGACUGUGGUCAUGUGAGAAAGGUAAUAGAGCAAAAUUGAGAUUUAUUUAAACAGCCUCAGGAGCACCUGAUUUUAAUAAACUUUCCAGCCACUUGAACAGCCUAAAACAACCACUGGUAAUUCAACAUAAUCCAACGGGGCCGUUUGUUGGUUGACUAGAUUUUUGGCUACUAUGUAUAGUAUAUCAAACAUGACCUGUGCUGUGUCUCAAUGUGCAUACUUCUGUACAUACAUGUGCUAUUUUGAGUGCAUACGUGCGCCCCCUUACAAAAGUAAGGCAAAUAUGCAGUCCAAAUAGCCUACUGUAUGUACCCGGAUGGUGCACUCAUAACGGUCAAAAAGUCUGGAAUGGUUUACACUUCUCACACUCAUCAACGACAGCCAUCUUGGCCACGUAACGGAAGAGGUGCAACCAGCCUCGAUUGCAGUUUGACCGGUUAAUGAGAAUUAAUGUUAUUAUCUCAGGAAGAAAUGAAGUUGUGUGACAGUUGCACCAUUUUAGAAUAAAAAUAAAUAUAUCUUUAUACAUAGGAAAUUGAAGUUAAAAUGUGCAAUACAAAUGUAUCUAAACACUGCUUAAGAAAUGUUGAACACACGGACU
This is a messenger RNA of Gymnodraco acuticeps, 3484 nucleotides long. It is a transcript of the gene slc1a7b, whose product is annotated as solute carrier family 1 member 7b. The record is from RefSeq and is a predicted model, not a curated record. Gene Ontology annotation, biological process: L-glutamate transmembrane transport. NCBI's taxonomy places the organism in Eukaryota, Metazoa, Chordata, Actinopteri, Perciformes, Bathydraconidae. The transcript has 11 exons. Gene Ontology annotation, molecular function: L-glutamate transmembrane transporter activity; neutral L-amino acid transmembrane transporter activity; glutamate:sodium symporter activity. Bases 1 to 1737 code for a protein of 578 amino acids. Gene Ontology annotation, cellular component: plasma membrane.